ACGUUGUAUUUGUUUGGUCAAACUGGUGACAGUAUGCUGCAGGGUAGCUCUCUACACCAACAUCUGAGACCUUAUCACUUGUAACCGGCAGAGAUACUGGGCGGUAGCAACGUAGUGCAAAAGAAGUCAGUUGAAUCACAAUACUACCAAUCGUCACGCGGGGCUGCCUAGCGUUACGGCCACGUUGGAAGUGCUGAGUGUCGACCAGCACACCUCCGUUCAUAACCACCACUCCAUCUGCUUUGCUGUCUAUCUGUUGUGUUAGUAUUCUGUCAUCCCACCAACCGUUGGAGAAAAUCUGAGCCCAACAACGACAAAUGCGUUUGAUCGAUGUUUGUGCCCUCCUCGAAGUUGAGGGCGAUUUAUGCCAAGGACUGGACCCAGAUACCGAAACUCGUCUUUUAGUUGACUUCUACGGUUCUGCCAUGCCAGCAGGGAGCGAGUAUGCGAUCCUGUCGCACUGUUGGCAAGCACCUGAGAAAGGGGAGAAAGAAGUGCACUUUAAGGAUAUUAAGAAAUUUAUGACGAUGAAACCAAAGAAGAGGGACGAAAUUCGGAGGCUUCUUGAUACCUGCCGGCGGGCCAAUGCGGAUGGAUUCCACUGGGCCUGGGUUGAUACUUGUUGUAUCAAUAGGGAGAGCAGUUCGGAGCUAUCCGAAGCGAUCAACUCGAUGUUCCAGUGGUAUGCGAACUCGCAGCUAUGUUAUGUCUAUCUCCAAGAUGUUGAAGACGCCCUUCCUACCGAACGCGACGAAGAAAAGUUCCCGGAGUCUGGUGGUUGGCCCAAGUGGUUCACACGUGGCUGGACGCUUCAGGAGCUCGUCGCACCAAGAACCGUGCACUUCUUCAAUCGCCACUGGUCAUUCAUCGGUGAUAAGGAAGGCCUUGCGGAUAAUCUAAAGACAAUCACGCGAAUUCCACGCAGUGUCUUGAAACAUGGUAUUGGAUUCCCUCGUCCGAGCGCGGCACAAAUCCUGUCAUGGGCUGCUGACAGAAGGACAACCCGAGUCGAAGACAUUGCGUACUCGCUGUUGGGGCUUUUGGGUGUUAAUAUGCCUAUGCUAUAUGGGGAAGGGACGAAGGCAUUUCAGCGCCUUCAGGAGGAGAUAAUUCGCAGGUCUAAUGACCUCAGCAUUUUUGCGUGGGAUCCUGAUGCAAGGGUCCCUCGCACGACCAGUGUCCUCGCUGAUGACCCCACCUGCUUUCGUGGCUGUCACAAUAUCAAGAAGGUGGAGUUUGAUGAAUUCAUUAGGGAGCUAAAAGAAGUUAUUCUGGAAGAAGACCUACAUCAAGCCCGGCUGCAGACGUUUUCUGUCACAAAUGGGGGAAUUCAGAUAUGGCUACCUCUCACUCCCUAUCAUAACUGUCCAUUUAUUUUCAAAGCCACUCUGGCAUGCCGCAGAUAUGGUGCCCUAGUGACCAUUGAUCUGGCACCCUGGAAGACCAAAUACUAUAGGUACUGUGGGGCUUCUGGGACUACGAAGUCACAUUCUGUGAUCCGACAGCUCUUCCUUGCUCAUCAAGAUGAUGUACACAACGACUUCAACUUUGAGCUUGACUACAGAACCCUUCCCUACUAUGGUUUCUCCUACUGCUCUUCCUUCCCCCCUAGGAUGGGAAAUGGUUCUGUCACGUUGACAAGAACUAAUCCCCUCACUGUGGUGAUGUUCAACAAGGAUAGUGCUGGCUUUGCUGUUGUAUUUGGCCAGUGUUUUGGUCAGGAGUGGGUACAUGUGAAGUCUGGAACCUAUAUGAAGGAGAGUGUGCAUGAUUGGGAAAGUCAUGCGAAGGAAAUAUAUCAUCAAGUUUGGAAUAUGGGUGCAGAACAUGCCCAUCUCAUGGCAGAUGCUAAUUCUGGAAACUCUCUGUUUUACAUGAAACAUGUCCAUGUUUCUCAAUCCAUAUGGGCUGUGAAGAUCAUUUGUCGAGCUUGGAAGAAACCAAGGAAGUCCAUGAUUACAAUUGAUGUUAAUCAAUGUACUGGGUUUUGCCAUAGUUCUCAUAAGUGGAUGGGUUUGAAAUUAGCUGCAAAUGAUCAUGAUAUGCCUGGGCUCAUGAGUGUGGACUGGUUCCCAGACAGCCACAGCUUAUUAGUGGAGGUACAAAAAAGCAAAUACUUGGAAUGUGAGGGGAAUAUAUUUGAAGACCUCAAGUUACUGGCUACCAGGCUUCAUGUUAAUCCAUUGGAUGCAGCCUUUAUCUCCAUCAAACAAAAAGUUGUCAACAAGUAUGGCACAGGUAUGGAGAAUGAUGGUGAGUUAGUUCUAUCACUUCCAAAUAAUCAACAGAUGGUUUUAUUGUUAAAAGCACUGUCCACCCAUCUCCCAGGCAGAUGCUUAGUGACAAGGGUGGUCCAGAGUUGCCUACUUCACAGUAGACAUCAAGGACCUGCCUUAUUCACUUUUGCCCAACCAUUGGUUAACACAGAGAUCAGCAGGCUGUUUGAAGAUAUCAGGAAACAUUUUAAUAUUCUUGUGAACUCUCAUUCCCCAAUAACAGUUGAAGAUUAUCACAGUGAAGGGCCUCAGUUUAAUGAGGUUGGUUCCCAUGUGGCAAAACAGAGGAAUAGUCACUCCAUUUUGCAUAAGUUGUUUGGCUUUCAAAUUAUAGCUGCCCAGGGUAACAAUACUCCCCAGACUGAUGAUUAUCAGAAGCAAGAUGCAGUCAAGUUUUUUAUGGGUAUGUUUGGCAUCCAGCACCUAAAAGACUAUAUUGGCAGCAUAACUUUCUUCAAUCACCUUCCCAAACUUUUGGAUGCUGGUGCCAGCAGUAGCAACCUAUCUCAAACAUUGGCAGUAAAUGGUGACCAAAUGGUCAAUGAUCCAUACAUCAUGACCCUAGUAUCAAAGUUAAUCCAGAGGAUGCCAAUUAAUACUGGCAGGAAUUCCAUUGACUGGAAACUCUGGAAGUCUGAAAAAAGACAGGUGGAAUCUGAUGUAGAGACAAUCUCCAACACCCUUGGUAUGAUGCUACUUGGUGUUAUAAGUGCUGCAUAUCAUUGCACACAGAAGUUUAAAGAAGAGAAAAUCAGAAGCAAUCACUUUCAGACAAUGGUUCAGGAAAUAAUCACACUCCAAAGUGAACUUGGCACAACACCUUCAAAGUUUGUAGCAGGAGAUAAACACCAAGCACUGGAGGAAGACAUUGUAGGGAAGAUAUUAUGGACAUGUCUGCAUGGUAUCCAAUUAGAAAUUGAAGGACUCUUGCAAGAAAUGGGUCAUAUUUUUAGCAAUGCUCUGUCUAAACUGCAAAGUGAUGACCAACCCUAUCUAUGGCAGGUUACAUGCAAUGCCAAGUUGGGGAUUUUGAAGCACCAGUUGUAUAAUGCUGAACAAGCAAAACAUGAGAGCAUGAGUCUUACUGGGAAGGAGUCCUCAAAUUCAUAAAUAGGGACUACUGUCUCUCAUUGGGCAUACAAUCUAUGGUUUAUGCAUCCUCAACCAACUUGUUAUACCAGAUAGUAAAUAUACAGU
This is a messenger RNA of Pisolithus orientalis, 3473 nucleotides long. RefSeq lists its product as uncharacterized. The record is from RefSeq and is a predicted model, not a curated record. Bases 318 to 3386 code for a protein of 1022 amino acids. The transcript is spliced from 22 exons. NCBI's taxonomy places the organism in Eukaryota, Fungi, Basidiomycota, Agaricomycetes, Boletales, Pisolithaceae.